This is a messenger RNA of Aquila chrysaetos chrysaetos, 1892 nucleotides long. Its product is annotated as branchpoint-bridging protein-like. The record is from RefSeq and is a predicted model, not a curated record. Lineage: Eukaryota; Metazoa; Chordata; Aves; Accipitriformes; Accipitridae. Bases 66 to 1178 code for a protein of 370 amino acids. The transcript has 3 exons.
GCUCGGCACGGUGCUCGGACGCGGUGCAUGGGCACAGUGCUCGGUCAGGGUGCUCAGCCUGGCGCAUGGGGGUGUUGCGCACGCACCGGUACGCGCGCACAGUGCGCAGGCACGGUGCCAGGGCAUGGCAUGCGGAUACGGCGCUCGGGCACCGCGCACGGCCGUGGUGCUCCGGCACCGCGCACGACCACGGUGCUCGGACGCGGCGUUUGGGCGCGGCGCACGGCCACGGUGCUCGGACGCGGUGCUUGGACGGGGCGCAUGGGCACGGAGAGGGUGCUCGGGCACGGUGCAAGGGCACGGUGCACGGACGCGGUGCUCGGGCACGGUGCACGGAUGCGGUGCUCGGACACGGCGCUCGGGCGCGCUCCGCAGAUACGGCGCUCGGGCACGGCGCUCGCCCACCGCGCACGGACACGGCGCUCGGCCACGCUGCCCCGGCACAGAUGCGGCGCUCGGGCACCCCCGUGGCGCUUGGCCACGGCGCUUGGCCGCGGUGCCGGUGCCCGCCGCACGCCUCCGCUGCGUGGCCGCCCUCCCGGCACCGUACCCCGCCGCGGCGCCCGGGCCCCAUGCCCGCCGGCGCUCAGCACCGCGCUUGGCACCGCGCUCCCCGCCAGCUCUCUCGGGCUCGCUCCCCUCCCCGAAUCACCGGUGUCUCCCCCACGGCGAGGGCUCGGCCGGGCAUCCCGCUUCUGCCCGUCUCUUUCUUUCCCCCCCCUUUUUUUUCCAUUUUUUUGGGGUUUUAUUGGUGCUACUUUCUUCCCCUUCGGCUUCCCGUCAGCGCCGGGGCAGCAGCUCCCCCGCGCCCCCCAAACCAAGGCAAAUACCUCAACCCCCCCACCCCCCCAAGCCCCCCGCAGCGCCGCAGCAGCGAAGGCGAGCGAAACCGGGGCGAAUCUUUCCAAAAUCAGGGAUCCUUUCGCAGCGGUGUUUCUUCCUUAAUUUUUUUUUUUUUUUCUUCCCCCCUCCUUUAUCCCUUUCCGCCUGGGUUUUUCCUCAUUUUUCCGCAUCCUUCAGGGAUUACAAACCGCCGUAAUUUCAGCCUCAGUUUUAUUCCAGGAGCAGAUUUUGGUUUCGGUUUUUUUUUUUUUUUUUUUUGGCCAGUGGGUUUUUGCACCGCGGCGCCAAAAGGAAAAAAAAAAAAAAGAGGUAAUAAUUCAAAAUUGGAAAAAUAAAGCGCCGUUUCUUCUCGGAUUCGGGAAUUUGAUUGGAGGCGGGGGGGGUUUAUUUUUGGCGUUUUUGUUGGGUUUUUUUUUUUUUUUUUGGGAUAAUUGAGGAGGGGAGGUGGGACGGCGGCAGGCGGAGGAGGGGGACACCGCGGGGGUGUCCCGGCGGCUCCGAAAAAUUCACACUUGAAGAUUUCUUGGUCGGCUCGGGACUGUGGUUACUUGAAAUGAAGUUUUUUUCCGGGGCGGAUCGAGGACCGGUAGAUUUUUUUCCCAUGUCUCAAGGCAAUAGGAUUAAUGUGUAUUAAACUGUAGAUACUUCUAGGACAGUAAAUUUAUGCUGAUAAUUUUAUUUUGUAUAAUUUUCCCUUUUUCUUUUUUCCCCUCUUUGUGGUUUGUUUUGGUUUGGUUGUUUUUUUUUUUUUUCCCCUCCCCUUAACACCCUUUUCUUUUUCCCUUUCCCCCCUCAGUGUUUUUGGUAAAUUUAUUUUUUAGGAUGCCUAAAAAUUGCAAGUUUGGAUCCUCCCCCUUCCUUCCCCGGUUUUGGUUUUGUUUUUUUGUUUUGUUGUUGUUUUUUGUUUUUUCGUUUUUGUUUUUUUUUUUUUAAUUUGUAUUUUAUUCUAAGUUACGCGCGGCCGGCCGGGCCGCGAAAUGUAUUAUUCCUGAUAUCUUUAAAAUAUUGUGGGUGUUUUAAUAAAUUUUAUAUUUAUUUUUUGCACUCAA